CGCGACAAGAUUACCCAUUAUCGGUACAACAGUUAGAACUACCGGACCUCCACCAUCCAUGUCCGUUCUGUUCGAAACUUCUCUAGGCGACCUCGUCAUCGACCUUGAGGUGGAGCAGUGUCCGAAAACAUGCGAAAACUUUUUGAAACUUUGUAAGGUGUACUACUAUAAUUUGAAUGCAUUCUUCAAUGUUUCCAAGGAUUUUCUGGCCCAGGCUGGUGACCCCACUGCCACGGGAACGGGUGGAGAAUCCAUAUGGUCCUACGUUGCCUCACAGGAGGAGAAGAGCUCCACAGGCCGGUAUUUCGCUCCAGAAAUCGUGCCAAAGUUGAAGCACACCCACAAAGGCACAGUGUCCAUGGCUGUCGCACCCUCUAUGAACGGCGAGAAAGGCGGUUGUGGCAGUCAAUUCUUUAUCACACUUGGAGACAACAUAGACUAUCUUGACGGGAAACAUGCUGUUUUUGGUCACGUCGUAGAAGGAUUGGAAACGCUGGACAAGCUGAAUGACGUUUUCACGGAUCAAGAUGGGAGACCAUUCAAGGAUGUGCGGAUAAGACACGUCGUAAUUCUCGAUGACCCGUUCCCUGAUCCGCCUAGCCUAAUACAACCUCCAUCAUCUCCUACUCGUCCCCCAGAUAAUUCUACUAGGAUUGCUGAAGAUGAAGACCCGCUUGCCACACUUCCGGAUGAGGAAGAGGAGCGUAUACGUCGCGAAAAGGCAGCAGCAGCCUCUGCCCUAACACUUGAAAUGGUUGGUGAUCUGCCUUUUGCCAACGUCCGGCCCCCAGAAAACGUCCUUUUCGUGUGCAAACUCAACCCUGUCACACGAGACGAAGACUUGGAACUCAUUUUCUCGAGAUUCGGCACCAUUAUGAGUUGCCAAGUCAUUAGGGACAAGAAAACGGGCGACUCAUUGCAGUACGCCUUCAUAGAAUUUGAUAAACGAGACGAUGCAGAACAGGCUUAUUUUAAGAUGCAAAAUGUAUUAGUGGAUGAUCGACGCAUUUGGGUUGAUUUCUCGCAGUCUGUGGCACGGCUCAACACUUCCUGGUCCAAUAACCCCAAAAUUGGACUGCAUAGCAAAGAAAGGGGUGGGUUUGGUGGUCGUGAAGACUUGGAGGCAACUAGGCGAUACCGGGCGGCUGGAAGAAGUGAAGGCAGAGAUAGUUAUGGAAUGGUGUUCGAAGUCCCAGAUGACAGAAGAACAUCAUCGCAUCGGAGCAGACAUGAUCGAGAUAGGGAAGACACCCGGGACAGGCGCAGGCGCUCUGUCUCUCCUGUGCCGCGCAACAGGUCUAGAGACCGGCGCCGCAGCAGAGAUAGACAUUCCCAGGAUCGUCGGACUCGCCACUAGUGGCGGAUCUGAAACCGACCAACGUGCCUGUAUGUGUUCACUCAAUAUCGUGCUUUUGUGUGCCAAAAUGAUGUGCCCCUAUGAGGCAGCCCGCCAGUCUGAACUGUAAUCUCCACCAUUGCUGUGCAGCGGGCCAACUUA
This is a messenger RNA of Suillus clintonianus, 1498 nucleotides long. Its product is annotated as cyclophilin-like domain-containing protein. The transcript is spliced from 5 exons. Gene Ontology annotation, cellular component: nucleus. Gene Ontology annotation, biological process: protein peptidyl-prolyl isomerization. Lineage: Eukaryota; Fungi; Basidiomycota; Agaricomycetes; Boletales; Suillaceae. Gene Ontology annotation, molecular function: peptidyl-prolyl cis-trans isomerase activity; RNA binding. The record is from RefSeq and is a predicted model, not a curated record. The coding region runs from base 59 to 1357 and encodes 432 amino acids.